AGCGCCAGUCGAUCGAACCGCUUAGUGCCACGCCGUGUUUCAGAGCGCCCAGGCCACGAGCCCCUUCGAGAGCACCCCCGAGUACAUAAACUGAAAGCGUUUUUCCGAAAUAUUUUGAAAAUCUCUUGUGAACAAUUUUGACCAAGCAAGCUGAGCCACAAGACAGUGUACGUGAGUGAACCAACCAAGGAGUUGAGACCCAGUCGAAGCCAAGUUGAAGGCCCUUUGCAUCCAUCCACCGUCCGUCUUUGUGCUCUUUCCCACCCUCUAGCCGCGACACCAGGAAGGAGUAGCAGCAGCAGCAGCAACAGCAGCAUCCGUCAUCAUGCAGGUUUUCGAUAACAAUAUGCGCCGUGCCUCGCGACGUGCAUCAUUACGGCGUGGAUCGAUCUCUGCCCUGCCCCAGAAAUCGGCGGAGAUACCCUGGGACAUAUUCGAGCGGAUGGCUAUGCCGUUCCUCUUCUGCCAGGCGGCGGCCAUCGUCAGCUCCCAUCUGCUGCACGCCCUCAACAUAUCCAGCAUCUCCACCUUCGCCGUCUUCGUGUGGUUCGCCCUGGCCACCGUGGGAGCAGUGCUCUUCUACCACUUUGUCAAGGUGUCGGCUUCGGGCAAGGGCGUCCUAAUCACCGGCUGCGAGGCACCGCUGGCCUGGUACCUGGCCAAGAAACUGGACGAUCUGGGCUUCACCAUUUACGCUGGCUUCAACACCCCCAUCGAGGAGUCGGACGAGGCUGGCAUCCUCAAGGAGGAGACCUCCGGCCGCAUGAAGCUGCUGCACUUGGAUGUUACGUCGGAGAAGACCCUUUUGGAGGCUGCCCGCUUUGUGUCCCAGCACCUGCCGCACGGCGCCCAAGGACUGUGGGCUGUGGUCCACUGCGCCCACUGGAUAGCUUUGGGAGAGCUUGAAUGGAUUCCAUUCGCGGUGCUGCGCAAAAGCUUGGAUCUCAAUCUACUCGGAGCCGCUCGCCUCACUCAAAUCUUUCUGCCGCUGGUCCGUCGCGCCCAUGGACGCGUGGUGUUCCUCACCUCUGGCCUGAACCGCGUACCCUCGCCGGUGCGUGGCAUCCAGUGCGCCACCCAGGCUGCCGUCGACUGCUUUGCCGCCUGCCUGCGCCAGGAGAUGCGCACCCGAGGCGUGGAUGUGUCCGUGGUGGCGGCGGGCGAGUUCUCUCCCGGCAACGGCUGGCUGAACGAGACGGAGCUCCGUGACCAGGCCAAGCAAAUGUGGAACCAGCUAUCGUCGGAGCAGAAGAAGACCUACGGCGAGGAUUACUACGAGGCGGCCAUGACGUCGGUGGAGAAAUACUCCCGCCAGGCCGCUGAUAUCCAGCCCACGCUGCGUGUCCUCAUCGACGCUGUGACCAGGACCUUCCCCAUGGCCCGCUACACGCCCGUGACGGCCACCGAAAAGUUGCAGAUCUUCCUGGCCGAGCAUCUCGCCCCCUCCCUGUACGAGUCGAUAUACGGCGAGCAGAAGAAGUUCGUCUACUGAUCCGACCACAACCCACCCAACCCACUCCCCCUGCCAGACUCUGGAACAGCCGCCCUUUGGAAUAUUAUUGAUUGCUUAUCCCCCUGAUGCACCCCCCAUUAUUGUGGCCCCCGCUGGCUCCUUUAGCAUAGGGCAUUUAUAAGAAAACUGUCGAAGGAGCGCUGACAGUCGUCAAUGAGCAUUUAGCUAUGUUUUUCUCCUGAUUAUUUCGAUUCAAAUUAAUCUCAAUUUACCCGAGUGUCUGCAUAAUGUUAUCCAUAAUCCUUAGUUGCUAGAACGAAUUGUGAAACGAUGAAUAAAAAAUUAAAAA
Molecule: messenger RNA, 1802 nt
Organism: Drosophila obscura
Lineage: Eukaryota; Metazoa; Arthropoda; Insecta; Diptera; Drosophilidae
Product: D-beta-hydroxybutyrate dehydrogenase, mitochondrial
Exons: 7
Coding region: 326-1492 (388 amino acids)
Source: RefSeq, a predicted model, not a curated record